AGGAGGAGGGUUUUACUUGAUGUGACUGUGAACUGAUCAAAGUAUAGAUCUCAUAUAACAAGUGUUAGGAUGGAGGGAACAUCUCUACUGUGGCUGCUCUUUCUGACCUCACUGCUGAGCUGCACCACAAACCAAGCCUCUCUGACUGUGAGUCCCAGCAGCUCUCAGAUGUUUGAAGGACAGUUUGUCUCUCUGAACUGUGAGGAGGACGACAGCUCUGCUGGAUGGACUCUGAGGAGGAACACAACCAGAGAAAUCAGGACUCAGUGUGGAAAAGACUGGGGAAGAUCAGCUGGUUCUUCUUGUAACAUCAGCCACAUUGCCUCAUGGCAAGGUGGAGUUUUCUGGUGUGAGUCCAGAGAGGGAGCAACCAGUAACCCCAUCAACAUCAGUGUCACUGGUGGACCAGUGAUCCUGCAGAGUCCUGUCCUCCCUGUGAUGGAGGGAGAUGAUGUCUCUCUGCACUGUAAAACAAAGACCCCUCCCUCCAACCUCACAGCUGCUUUCUAUAAAGAUGGCUCCCUCAUCAGGACUGAGCCUACAGGUCACAUGACCAUCCACCAUGUUUCCAGGUCUGAUGAAGGCCUCUACAAGUGUCACAUUGGCAGUCAUGGAGAGUCUCCACCCAGCUGGAUCACUGUCACAGGUGGGAUUCUCUCUGCAGGUAAACCUACAACCACAGCCCCACCCACCUCUGCAGCCCCACCCACUGCCUCCAACUCCCUCCAGUUUGUGUUCAGAUUGCUCUACCACCUAGUGAUGUUCUGUCCGUACUGCAUCUCCACUGUCCUCAUGGUGUCUUUGUAUCGACAGAGGUCCACAGGAAAUAAUCUGCCCGUCUCCAUGGUGAUGACCCCGCCCACCCAGGCUGAGCAGGGAUUGGAUGGUGACUAUGAUGAUGUCAUCGGUGAUGUCACCACAGAGCAUCACUUCUGAACUGAUCCGAUGUGUUCAAUGUGUUCUUAAAUGAAGCUAAAAUGUUCAAAUAAAACUCACAGAUCACAAACAUUAGAGGACCCCAAACACUUCCCUGAGGAACUCCACAUGUUUGUUUCCAUCCACAACAGUUAUGUGAUUAUUAGGAGUUGGUUCAUUAGAUAAGCAGUAGGUGGCGCCAAUUAUCCAGUCAGAAAAAAAUUAAAUUUGGUGUUUAAGACCCUGAAUUGAAUUCCAUGACAGGUUUAAAUGGUGUUGUCUCCAUUGACAUUUAUUCUAACAGCAAAAUAAUUCAGUGUUUUAUAGACAGUUGUCUUAUUGAAUCUGUGAUAAUGCUGAAAGAUUAAUAAACUAAACCAAAUGUCUCCGCUGACCAUCACACUUGACUACGAGCUCAAAAUAGGAAUUCUAAUUCCUCCCAAAGGUGUUCAGUUCGGUUGGGGUCUAGAGUCUGACUAGUACCCUAUUACCCUUCUACACUGCAUUCUCUGAACCAGCUUCCAGUUGUGGUUCAGGAGGCAGACACCCUCUCCACAUUCAAGAGUAGGCUUAAGACAUUCCUCUUUGAUAAAGCUUAUAGUUAGGGCUGGAUCAGGUGAGUCCUGAACCAUCCCUUAGUUAUGCUGCUAUAGGCCUAGACUAUCGGGGGAUUUCCCAUGGUGCACUGAGCUCCUCUCUUCCUCUCUCUUUCUGCACUCAUUCAUGUUCCAUUAAUGCAUGUUACUAACUUCACUUCUUCCCCGGAGUUCUUGUGCUUUCUCAUCCUGUUUGACAUCCACUGCUAUUUUUUCUUUAUUAUCAUCAUCAUAAUCAUCAGUGUUAUGGUUCUUUUCAUCCUAGUCAUCAAGAUCAUAAUUAUUAUUUCUCAUAUUUCUUCUAUUUUAGUUGUUUUUGUCACUACUGUUACUGCUGUGUAUCUCUGUCACCAAUACUAAUCUUGCUGGAAGAAAAGAGAGUUUCAGACUGAUAGAAGAAGUUCACUAACCUUGGUUUGUGGUGCAGCUCAGCAGUGAGGUCAGAACUAAAGAGAAAUGACACUCGGGUUGGUUUGAGGUUGUGAUACAACAAGAGAGCAGCACACACAUAUUGGGCCUCAUAUGUUAAUGUUUUAUUAUCUUUGAUUGCGUUUGGUGUUGAAAGUCCCCUCCAGACACGCAGGUACGUCACGAUCUGAUCUCAGAGAUCAGUACUGGGGCCAAUCAAUUCAUUUUUUAAGUAUUCAGUAUCAGCUACAUUGAGCCAGAUCUGAUGCUUUAAGUCAGCUGUCACACUGGUCUUUUUACUGGCAAUGUUUUCAUGCACAGUGCAGCCGUCAUCAACUGUCUGCUCCACCACCUAAAGUCGGGUGUGGCCUAUUUCCUUUUGUCUGAGGUAAUCAUUUUGUUCAUAGAAGGCACACACACACACACACACACACACACACACACACACACACACACACACACACACACACACACACACACACACACACACACACACACACACAUACACAACACACUAGCAGUGAGCAGAUCACAUGCAGUGAUAUGCUUAUCCACUCAAGCUUCAUGCAAGUUACAUAACAUCAGCAUUUUAGAAAAUAGAACUGUAAUUGUAUGUUAACAAAAUUCUCAGUCGCUGUAAAUAAGCUCAGUGCGGUUAUGUCCCAUCUUAUGCAUCAUCAAAUUUCACAUUGCCAUCAGAUGUCAAAACUGUCAUGUUACUCACCAAGGUUAAUGUGAUGGCUGACUGAAUAGUCUGUGAGUGCUUUGUAGUUUGGCUCAUAGCUACUGACAGCUAGUCUCAGACAGUCUGUGAGGUGUUUGUCAGUGAGGUGGCACUUUGAUUUGAUUAUUUUCAUCUGUGAAAACGUCAUUUCACAGAGGUAAGUGGAUCCAAAUUAGGCACUUACUCUUAGUGCACAUGAGGUGAUGAGGGGAAACUUCUCCCUGCUGACAAGUCCCCCAAAGUUACUGUCCUGUGAUCUUACUUUCAGCUUAAUGUCAUUUUGCAAAUCAACCAUCUCCAUGUCAAAUACCUGCUGAAAUGUGACUGCUACCUGUUCUACAUCAAUGGUCAGGAAUGGGUUCAAGACGAAUGCAGCAACAUCUUCCAUGAAUUCACCAAAACGCCGACUGAACUCUGCUGCCACUUUGUCCAGGUGAACACAGUAGGCUUCUGCUCAGGGUGAAGCGUCCAUGUGACCGAUGGCCUGUGACAUUUUCUCCAGGUUGGGGUUUGUGAAGUGUGUCAGUCGCCCGUUUUUCAGAUGUGUGUUCCAAACACCAAGCUUGGCCUUGAACGCAUGUGGGGCAGGUGUCGGUCUUUUCCCCGGAGCUCGUUGUUCAGUGCGUUCAGUUUUGCCGUGAGGUCUGUCAGAAACCCCAAAUCCAGCAGGCACUGAUCAUCUGAUCUCCUCAUGCUCCUUGUUCCUUCCAACAAAUCGCUGCAGCACUUUGCCACGACUCAACCACCGGACAUCAGCGGAGGAGUAGGUCUCCGCACACGGCAUCAAGUUCAUCUAAUAACCCCUUGAAUAAGUGGUGCUGAAGCGCUUUUGCUCGAAUCGAGUUAAUCAGUUUGACCACCAGUCAUAACAUGCAAAAAAUUCACGACCUUCCCCGCCAAGGCCUUCUGGUGAAUGACACAGUGGUAAUUCACAAAGUCAGGAAAAUCAUGGUCAUUACGGCACAGCGCAAUAAAUCCAGCGUGCACACCGCGCAUCGCUGGGGCUCCAUCAGUGGUAAUUGCCAGCAGUUUGUGAAUGGGUAUGUCAUUAUCGCGGACAUUUUUAACUCGUUGUAAAUAUCCUCACCUCUCGUUCUCUCCUUUAAGUGCAAAAGAGUGAGGAGAUCCUCUUUUGUUGUAGAGUCCAGGAACGCCAUCCUGACAAAUACAACAAGCUGCUUCCUCCUCACCACUGUAUUAGGGCCUCUCCAGAUUUCCUCUUUUAGCCAGUGCUAGAGUUUGGUGACACAGCAUACACACACACUUGUCUUUCACCAUGGUGAAAAGAAAUUCCGCUUCCCAUUCUGGAUGGAAAUGAUAUGUUUUCGACUUCUUUCUUGGAGCCUCCACCAUGCCAGCUGACAACAUUGCAGUCUAUCGGCUAUUAACUGCUAGUGCCGUAUACUGUCAUUUUUCGACAGUUAAUGUGUCAGUAUCUUUCUUUGAUCUUAUUGGUCAAUUUAAUGCAGCCUGUGAGGCUGAAAACAUAGAGAAAGAUAGUACAGAGAAUGGCCAUUGUUUUUUUUAUGCACCAUUAUCUCGCGAUAACGACUUAUUAUCUCGUUAUCUCGAUAUAACAAAGAUAAUUUUCUCAUGAUAACAAAUGAAUUAAUAAUGUGUUCGUAUUGAUUUCAACCCACAAGAGCUGCCUCGAACGGCUUCCGUAGCCACUGGCUGUAGCUGUAGCCGACCGUAAGUUACACUUUACGUUAGUUUGUUUACUUGACUGGAAGCUGUUUGUGGCAACUCUUGUAGGUUGAAUUCAUUCGAGAUAAUAAGUCAUUAUCACAAGAUAACAGUACAUAGAAAAAGAAAAAUCCAUGGCUUCCGUAAGACAGAGAGAAAGAGAGGCGCUUGCAAAACUGAACAUUAAUCAGCCAUAAUGUAUUUGUGUAAUAAUUUUUCUAUUAUUUUCGAGAUCUACAGGGAAUGUUUUCAAUGAUCUACCAGUCAGUCGCAAUCGACGGGUUGGCGACCACAGUCCUAGACCAUGUGACCCAUGUAACCAACACAGCCCUCACCUGGAAGAACUCCCUCUGACGUGAUUCAGAUCAGUCAUUCCCACUGAAUAGAUGGCCGACUUUUGUCUCUUAUAAAAUAUUUAAAAUGUGUCAAUUGCUUUUAGUAAAAACCUUCAAUGACUUUAUUUUAUUUUAUUUGUUUCAUUGUUGGAAUUCAGUUUAAAACAUAAAUCAUUCAAACACACUUACCCAUGCUGUUCACACUGUAUAUACUGCUGUCAUAACUGUACAUAGUAGUUAUGUCUGUUUUGCUGAGAUAUCUCAAGAAAAUCGAUGUGAUGCAGAAAUAACAGUAGAAAUGCUCAGGAAAGUUAUUUUAUGCACAGUGAACUGUCGCCAUGGUUUGUCAUUUUAUAAAAAGUGGCUCCCCAGAAAUUAUGCUAAACGGUAGUAGACUUUUUUGUAUUAAUUGUAUUCCAUGUAUAUAAUAAAUCUUUGAAUAUAAAAAUGACUCAGUGAAAUUGGUUGACAAAUGUAAACCGUACAGUGCUUCUUAUCCAGAAAAACUGCAGCUGAACAAAUCAGUCCAAAGUGUUUGUGAGUGUAGUUUACAAUCAUAUACUGUGUAAUAAUAAUCCACACAUGCACUGCAAGUAAAAUAGAAAAGGUGGUUUAAUAUUUACAUUAUUAUAGAUAUUUACAUUAUAAGACCUCUUUAUACCUGACUUUAAAAGGUUUGUCUGUUUUCAGCUCACCAGCAGUCUGAUGGAUCAGUGCAAUGACCAGGGAUGGAAGAAGAAAAUGUACUGUUGUUACUGUGUCCUCUAGCGUUUUAGCUUUUAACAUUUUCAAACACUUUGUAUUUCAGACUGUCGAUACGUCUCUGUUACUUAUUCUGCUGUUAGAGUCACAGGUUACUUCAUUGAUAGGGCUUUAUAUUGUCUGUCCAGGUACUGAUGUUACUGAGGAAGGUGGCUGUGUAUCUAUAGGUGAUGAUCAGUGCUGUGAA
This is a messenger RNA of Dicentrarchus labrax (European seabass), 5613 nucleotides long. RefSeq names its product Fc receptor-like protein 5. Gene Ontology annotation, molecular function: transmembrane signaling receptor activity. The record is from RefSeq and is a predicted model, not a curated record. Gene Ontology annotation, biological process: cell surface receptor signaling pathway. The coding region runs from base 70 to 936 and encodes 288 amino acids. The transcript is spliced from 6 exons. NCBI's taxonomy places the organism in Eukaryota, Metazoa, Chordata, Actinopteri, Moronidae.